Neopsephotus bourkii (Bourke's parrot) is the source of this 566-nucleotide messenger RNA. RefSeq names its product EGF-like repeat and discoidin I-like domain-containing protein 3. Gene Ontology annotation, molecular function: calcium ion binding. The annotation marks the transcript as partial. The record is from RefSeq and is a predicted model, not a curated record. The transcript has 5 exons. Gene Ontology annotation, cellular component: protein-containing complex; plasma membrane. Lineage: Eukaryota; Metazoa; Chordata; Aves; Psittaciformes; Psittacidae. Gene Ontology annotation, biological process: establishment or maintenance of epithelial cell apical/basal polarity; heterophilic cell-cell adhesion.
AUGAGUUCUGCCAGCUGGGGGGAGCAGCAUGUGAGCGUACCCUUCGCUGAUUCUGUUUCACAGAUCCUUUCACCAAAUCUCAGUAGCUUGAUGCAGGAAGAUUCUGCUGUCCAGGAUUUUCCUGAGAAUGAAAUACAUCUGAAAGACAGCUGGGAUGUGUGUGACUCCAACCCAUGCAAAAAUGGUGGCAUCUGUCUGUCAGGGCUGAAUGAUGACUUCUACUCAUGCGAGUGUCCUGAAGGCUUCUCAGACCCCAAUUGCUCUAACGUUGUGGAGGCCGCCUCCAUUGAAGAGGAAGCAAAUUCAGCAGGACCCUGCCUUCCUAAUCCGUGUCAUAAUGGUGGGAUCUGUGAAAUUAGUGAAGCAUACCGAGGUGACACAUUCAAAGGAUAUGUGUGUAAUUGUCCACAGGGAUUUAAUGGGAUUCACUGCCAGCACAAUGUAAAUGAAUGUGAGGCUGAACCUUGCAAGAAUGGUGGAAUUUGUACAGAUCUUGUUGCCAACUAUUCCUGUGAAUGUCCAGGUGAAUUUAUGGGAAGGAACUGCCAACAGAGUAAGUACUGCAU